This is a messenger RNA of Numida meleagris (helmeted guineafowl), 4868 nucleotides long. RefSeq names its product DEAH-box helicase 8 (gene DHX8). Bases 52 to 3630 code for a protein of 1192 amino acids. The transcript has 23 exons. NCBI's taxonomy places the organism in Eukaryota, Metazoa, Chordata, Aves, Galliformes, Numididae. Gene Ontology annotation, biological process: spliceosomal complex disassembly; mRNA splicing, via spliceosome. Gene Ontology annotation, molecular function: ATP binding; RNA binding; RNA helicase activity. Gene Ontology annotation, cellular component: catalytic step 2 spliceosome; intracellular anatomical structure. The record is from RefSeq and is a predicted model, not a curated record.
CUUCCGGCGCGUCCCGGAUGCGGAAGUGAGCCGGGGCGUGCGGGGGCAGCCAUGGCGGACCUGGCGGCGCUGGAGGAGCUCGCCAAGCUCGAGUACUUGUCGCUGGUCUCCAAGGUCUGCACCGAGCUCGACAACCACCUGGGCAUCAACGACAAGGACCUGGCCGAAUUUGUGAUCAGCCUCGCUGAGAAAAACUCGACAUUUGACACGUUUAAAGCUGUCCUUCUAAAGAAUGGGGCUGAGUUCACUGAUUCCCUUAUUAGUAACUUGCUACGUCUCAUACAGACAAUGCGGCCUCCAUCAAAACCAUCUACGAGUAAAGAGGCCAUUGCCAAACCCAAAUCGGAAAAGGAAAGGUUGAAGGAAUUGUUUCCAGCCCUUUGCAGGCCAGACAAUCCCAACAUUAGGAACAUGCUGGAUGAAGAUGAUGUGAAAGUGGCAGCUGAUGCACUGAAAGAACUUGAAGCUCUGAUGCCUAGUGCAGACAGGCAAGGCAAACAAAGGAACAGUGACCACCGGGCAAAGAAAAAGAGGAGGAGCCGAAGCCGUAGCAGGGACAGGAAACGAAGGCACAGAUCUCGCUCUAGGUCUCGUUCUAGGACUCGGGAUAGGAACAGGGGUAAAUCCAGAUACCGCUCACGGAGCAGGAGCCGGAGUCCAAGUAGGGACCGUAGGGAUCGAGACAAGUAUGUCGAGAAGAGCAAUGAGAGAUGGAGAGACAAGCAUGUAGACCGUCCACCGCCUGAGGAGCCUUCCAUUGGAGACAUUUACAAUGGGAAAGUCACCAGUAUAAUGCAAUUUGGGUGCUUUGUGCAGCUGGAAGGGCUAAGGAAGCGUUGGGAGGGCUUGGUCCACAUCUCAGAGCUUCGAAGAGAAGGACGUGUUGCCAACGUUGCUGAUGUUGUGAGCAAAGGACAAAGAGUAAAGGUCAAAGUGUUAUCCUUUACUGGAUCCAAAACUAGCCUGAGCAUGAAGGAUGUUGAUCAAGACACUGGGGAAGACUUGAAUCCAAACCGGAGGAGAAACUUGGUUGGAGAAACCAAUGAAGAAACUUCUAUGAGAAACCCAGAUAGACCCAGUCACCUGUCCUUGGUGAAUGCCCCGGAGGUGGAGGAUGAUACCCUGGAACGGAAACGCCUGACCCGAAUUUCAGACCCAGAGAAAUGGGAAAUAAAGCAGAUGAUUGCAGCUAAUGUGCUUUCCAAGGAAGAGUUUCCUGACUUUGAUGAGGAGACUGGGAUUCUUCCUAAAGUUGACGAUGAAGAAGAUGAAGAUCUCGAGAUUGAGUUAGUUGAAGAGGAACCACCAUUCCUUCGAGGUCAUACUAAACAGAGUAUGGAUAUGAGUCCUAUCAAAAUAGUAAAGAAUCCAGAUGGUUCAUUGUCCCAGGCUGCAAUGAUGCAGAGUGCUUUAGCUAAAGAAAGAAGAGAACUUAAACAAGCCCAAAGAGAAGCAGAGAUGGAUUCUAUCCCCAUGGGACUCAACACGCAUUGGGUGGAUCCUCUCCCUGAUGUGGAUGGAAGACAAAUAGCUGCAAAUAUGCGAGGUAUUGGGAUGAUGCCCAAUGAUAUCCCAGAGUGGAAGAAACAUGCAUUUGGUGGCAACAAAGCCUCUUAUGGUAAGAAGACACAGCUUUCUAUCAUUGAGCAGAGAGAGAGUCUCCCAAUCUUCCGACUGAAGGAGCAGCUGAUACAAGCUGUGCAUGACAACCAGAUUCUGAUUGUUAUUGGAGAGACAGGAUCUGGGAAAACAACGCAGAUUACCCAAUACCUGGCUGAGGCAGGGUACACAUCGAGAGGAAAGAUUGGAUGUACUCAGCCUCGCAGAGUGGCUGCAAUGUCUGUUGCGAAGAGAGUAUCAGAAGAAUUUGGUUGCUGUCUGGGACAAGAGGUUGGCUACACCAUUCGAUUUGAAGACUGCACUAGCCCUGAAACUGUCAUCAAGUACAUGACGGAUGGUAUGUUGCUGAGAGAAUGCUUGAUAGAUCCUGAUCUGACCCAGUAUGCCAUCAUUAUGCUGGAUGAAGCCCACGAGAGGACGAUUCAUACAGAUGUGCUCUUUGGGCUCCUAAAGAAGACAGUGCAGAAGCGGCAGGAUAUGAAGCUGAUAGUGACAUCAGCAACACUGGAUGCUGUGAAGUUCUCUCAGUAUUUCUACGAGGCUCCAAUCUUCACAAUUCCUGGCAGAACGUACCCAGUCGAAAUUCUGUACACCAAAGAGCCAGAGACAGAUUAUUUGGAUGCUAGUCUGAUUACAGUAAUGCAGAUCCACUUAACUGAACCACCAGGCGACAUUUUGGUGUUUCUAACUGGUCAGGAGGAGAUUGACACAGCCUGUGAGAUCCUUUAUGAAAGGAUGAAAUCUCUGGGACCUGACGUUCCAGAGCUGAUUAUCCUGCCAGUAUAUUCAGCCUUACCCAGUGAAAUGCAAACCAGGAUCUUUGACCCAGCCCCACCAGGAAGCAGAAAGGUGGUUAUUGCCACUAACAUUGCUGAGACAUCGCUUACUAUUGAUGGAAUAUAUUAUGUAGUUGAUCCUGGCUUUGUGAAACAGAAGGUAUACAACUCCAAGACUGGGAUUGACCAGCUGGUCGUUACACCAAUUUCACAGGCUCAAGCAAAGCAGCGAGCAGGAAGAGCUGGCAGAACAGGACCUGGGAAGUGCUACAGGCUGUACACAGAGCGUGCUUAUCGAGAUGAGAUGCUAACCACCAACGUGCCUGAAAUCCAGAGAACAAAUUUAGCCAGUACAGUACUCUCCCUGAAGGCUAUGGGCAUCAAUGAUUUGCUAUCCUUCGACUUUAUGGAUGCUCCCCCAAUGGAAACUCUCAUCACUGCCAUGGAGCAGCUGUACACUCUGGGAGCUCUGGAUGAUGAGGGACUACUCACUCGACUUGGGCGCAGGAUGGCAGAAUUCCCCUUGGAGCCCAUGUUGUGUAAGAUGCUGAUCAUGUCGGUACAUCUGGGAUGCAGCGAGGAAAUGCUGACAAUAGUCUCCAUGCUGUCUGUUCAGAACGUGUUCUACAGGCCAAAGGAUAAACAAGCACUCGCCGAUCAAAAGAAAGCCAAGUUCCAUCAGACAGAAGGUGACCACCUCACUCUGCUGGCUGUGUACAAUUCCUGGAAGAACAAUAAAUUUUCAAAUCCUUGGUGCUAUGAAAAUUUCAUCCAAGCCCGCUCCUUACGCAGGGCACAGGACAUCCGCAAGCAGAUGCUGGGCAUUAUGGACAGGCACAAGCUGGAUGUGGUGUCCUGUGGCAAGGCAACAGUUCGAGUGCAGAAGGCUAUUUGCAGUGGCUUCUUCCGAAAUGCAGCUAAGAAGGAUCCCCAGGAGGGUUAUCGAACACUCAUUGAUCAGCAAGUAGUCUACAUUCAUCCAUCCAGUGCUCUCUUCAACAGGCAGCCAGAAUGGGUGGUGUAUCACGAGCUGGUGCUGACCACCAAGGAGUACAUGCGUGAAGUGACGACCAUCGAUCCCCGCUGGCUGGUGGAAUUCGCCCCGGCUUUCUUCAAGGUUUCAGACCCAACCAAACUGAGCAAACAGAAAAAGCAGCAGCGCCUUGAACCUCUGUACAACCGCUACGAGGAGCCCAACGCCUGGAGAAUAUCGCGUGCGUUCAGACGGCGAUAAGCUCGCUGCCCUCCUCCCGGAGACUGGCACUGACACCUCCAGGACUGUGAUUUUGGGACUGCUGAGUGUCCUUGCAAUUGGAGUUUACCUACCAAACGGACAGGAAAUGGGUAUUUUCAGAGAAAAAGCACGAGGGGGCGGUGCUUGCUUGUGUCACUUGCUCUUGGCAUUUCCAUAGCAGCGUGACGAAUGCCCUGGGUCUCCUCAGCGUAUUGCAUCUCUUCAGAAACGGUUCUUGAAACGCUUUUUUCAGUCAUUCCCUUUUCUUAGAGGCAAAACCUUAAGGCUCAGAAGUCUGAGCAGAGCACCAGUAAAAAGGCAGCGAUUAAGAAAUGGUUGCUAACCAACCUCACUGUUCUGAAUGACCAAACAAAUUCAUUUCUUCACUCUGCUAAGGGAUUUAUUUCAGCUUAUGCUCUCAGACCGUGGCUCUUUUGGGGGAGCUGCUCAUUCUGCAUUUUUCCUGUUCACUGUAACUAUUUGUCCCUUAUGUAAACCAUCUGCAAUGAGCUAUUUACUAUCUAUGGCUUUGGAAUAAUGCAGGAAAGAUCCCUUGGAGCUCAGCUAGGAUGUCUGUUACACUUGGACAAUGGUGCAGGUCAGACUGCAAGUCUUAUCCUUCCUCACCAUCUCCUAUGUGCUGAAGGCUAGUAUAUCAAAUGGUAAUUAACCACAUCCACUCUGUAGCACGGCUGUGUCUCUGAGCAUAAGUGGUUACAGAUGUGUAGACUUUCUCUACAACGUGUCACGUGUUUUAUUUCCACUUACAGUGCUUGGUGACAUCACGACUGUCAUUGUUUCAAUGCAAUAUUCUCUUACAGCUGAAAUGUCUGUAAAACACAGUGCAGCAGUUCCCUGCUUAAGAACAGAUCUGACUGUCCAGUGCACUAUGUCAUGCUGAAGGUAUCUGUAAAUUGUUUUUUUCUGUUGCAAACAGAUGAAACUCAUUUGGUGCCGUAGAUGGAGAUGCCCAACUUUUAUUUUUUUUUCCCCCCAAACCUGGGACAUUUGCUAAAGUUGUUGAAGUGAGCAGAAAGAACUUGGCUGGUUGUUCUAUACUCAGCUACAUAGAAGGAUGCUUGGCUCUGAAAAGCAGAUAUGUUGUAUCUAUGUACAAAAGUGGACUGGGAUGUUGUACAUACUGUUUUAUUGUAUUAUAUAAAUACCCUGAGCUCUUCCCUGCUGUUACAUCUUUACAGAGGUAAAUAGAAUUAGAAACUUUGUAUGUUUGGAGAUGA